Messenger RNA from Lobosporangium transversale, 3097 nucleotides. RefSeq lists its product as hypothetical. Bases 251 to 3013 code for a protein of 920 amino acids. The record is from RefSeq and is a predicted model, not a curated record. Lineage: Eukaryota; Fungi; Mortierellomycota; Mortierellomycetes; Mortierellales; Mortierellaceae. The transcript has 6 exons. Gene Ontology annotation, molecular function: metal ion binding; RNA binding. Gene Ontology annotation, cellular component: nucleus. Gene Ontology annotation, biological process: mRNA processing.
UUUUUGUCUUGUUUUCAUUUUGACAUCAAUUCUGUCUUCUCUGCUAGUACCUUCGUGAGCUCAGCGAUCAUUCUUUUUCAUCGCUGACUGUACUUAGAGAAACACCACUCUUCAACAUUGCAAAUUGUCAGACUCUCGUCGGAAACAGUUGAUCUCUUAACCGUAGUUUUAAGGAAAAACAACUGCAGGGCUACGCGACCGAACGAAGAUCUUCACAACCUAAUUUCCAAAAGAAUCCUAGAACACAAUCAUGCAUCUCGACGAUGCCGCUCACGAUGAUUUGAAGGCCCACCUUACUAAGGAGCUGACCCUUAUCUCGGACGCUGAUCCUUCCAUGUUGGCGGACUACAUUAUUGCUCUUCUUAAGCAUGAUAAGAAUAAUGCUGAGCUUCAGGCUCUGUGUAUCUCACAACUUGAGGAUUUUUUGACCAAUGAAACGGAACGCUUUGUAACUUCACUCUUCCAGGUGUUGGAGUCCAAAUCAUACAUCCGAGGAACCACAGCAUUGGCAGAAGCCACAUCACCAUCAAAAGGCACUACAGCUACUUCCUCAGCUUUACCAGGUGGAGCUGCCAUUUAUGACGAUGAAUACAUCCCUACUGGGCCUGCUGCUGACCGUGACAAUUAUGAGAUCCCGUCUUCACGUGGUCCUGAAAAGCACCAUCGUGGAGACAGUGACGUCUCGGAUGACGAGGAUCGGAGUUUUAAGCAUGCUCGCCGUGAUGAUGGCCGCGACUCUGAUCGCCGACGCCGAGAAUACAGUCCCUCUCGUCCAAGCGACGAUGAUCGGUAUAGCACAAGACGUGGUCGUUCAAGCGAUGGAGGGAAUCCUAAUGGACACUCCGAUUAUGAUCGUCGUGGUGGAGAUCGCAGCAUAAGACAGCAUGGCUUGACAACCGCAGGGUUCAAUAGCCGUAAUAACUUUAAUGGAAUGAAUAACAAUAAUAAUCAACCCGGCUUUAAUCAUAAUGCCGAGCGCCAACAAUGGAACGGACAGCAGUACAAUCGAGGCAACUUUGACAAUGGUCCUCGUGGAAAUUUCGAUAAUGGUCCCCGUGGCACUUUCCAAGAGCAGAACCAAGGGCCGUGGCGGGGAGGCGACAACAUGCGUGGAGGACGAGGUAGUGCUCAAGGAGGGCCGGGAUUUGGGCAGGAGAGGAGACGCCAAAGGUGUCGCGACUAUGAUGAAAAGGGAUACUGUAUGCGGGGAGAUAUGUGUCCGUAUGAUCAUGGCGAAGAUAGGAUCGUUGUUGGUGAUAUGCCUGGAGGACCUUUCAAUAUCCUUGGAAUGGCUCCAGGUAUAGGGCCCAAUAAUCAAAUGAGUGUGGGAGGCGGCCAUCCUCCAUUCUUUCCUGAUCCACUCCAUAAUGCGCCUAUACCUAACCCAUCAGAUGCAUACAACCCUGAAGUUUCAUCACUAUCCACAGAUGAUUUGGGUCUUUUGAGACCAGCUCUUGAGCCUCCACAGCAAGGCACACAAGAGGGAGCUCGCUACAACCAAGAAGCAUCGGGUCGUGGAAAUAUACGUGGUCGUGGCAGUCUGAGAGGCAUGCGUGGUCGUGGUCGAAGUAGUGGCUCGCACCCCUAUUCUACUCCUGGGCGUUUCAAUGGUGCAUCAAAUACAGCAACAACCAAAACAUCACUUGUAGUGGAGCAUAUCCCUGAUGAGUUUAACACAAUUGACAAAGUGAACGAGUUUUUCAAACGGUUUGGAAAUCUGACCAAUAUUCAGGUUGAUCAGCCAAUGCAUAAGGCUCUGAUUCAGUAUAGCACACGGGAAGAGGCUAGUGCUGCAUAUAAUUCUCCAGAUGUGAUAUUUGGAAACCGUUUUGUUAAAGUCUAUUGGCAGCCUGAUGAUCUAGAUUCAGCAACCUUUGGGCGUCAGCCUAAACCUGCAGGGCAAGUUCGACCUGAGACAAAUGCUAGCGCAAGUCAUACAUCCCAUCAUGGCCAGCAUGCAGCAUCCAAAGCGCCCCCAACUAGCGUCCUUAUGACCCCAGAGCGCGCUGCAGAGUUAGCAGCAGAGCGUGCAGCAAAAGCAGCUAAAGCGGAUGAGAACAAAAAGGCAAUGAUGGAGAUUCAACGCCAGAGGGAAGCACUCAUCCAACGCCAGCAAGAAGAGCAAAAGGUGUUAUUGGCAAAAAUCAUUGCAAACAAGAAUAUGUCUGAGGAGGACAAGAAUGAAAUUUUGAAGGGAUUGAAGAAUGUAGCGAUUGAAGUCACUAAAGAACCUGUGGAUCCUCUGGAGAAGGCUCGCGCUGCUGCUGCUGCUGCUGAGGCACAGCGACAAGCCGAGCUUCAGAAAGAAGCCGAAAAGAAGGAAAGAGAAAGACUUGAUCGAGAGCUGGAGGCCCUGAAUGCCAAACCCACUGCUUCUACGACAACCAACUCAGCUGCAUCUGAAUCCAGCUCAGAUGCGACAGAGACCACGGCCGCGUUGAAGGCGAAACUUGCAGCACUACAAGCCCAGGCUGCUGCAUUAGGUCUGGAAAAUCAAGGAGGAUAUGCUAGUAGAGGUCGUGGUGGCUUCCUCCCACGUGGCCGCGGUCGGGGAGCACCCUCAAAUACUUGGACGCGAGGUGGAUCCCACAACCGUACAUUUAGGAUUGAUAAUCGAUCUACAAAGCUGUCUGUUAGUAACAUCGAAGAGGCUUCUAAGGAAGGCCUUAAAGAGCAUUUUGAGGCGUUUGGCGAAAUUGAAUCUUUUACAUUGGGGGCUGAUGGCACAUCAGCAACUGUUCAGUACAAGACCCGCGUGGAGGCUGAAAAGGCGAUGCAACAUGGCAGCCAAGUGCCUAACGCUACUAGUCCGUUAAAACUUGGAUGGAUCUCUGAGCCUCAGACGACACCAGUAGCAACAUCAACAUCUACUUUCAAAUCCCCAGGCUUUGGGACUACUAGCGGUGCAAACAUAACACCAGCAGCAACAGCACCAGGCGGUGCUGUUACAACAGCAGCCGAAGCAGGAUACGAGAGUGAAGAUGACCAAGACGAGCGUUCAUGGAAGCGAUAGACAAGAUUACUCGUGCUGCAGUCAUUGACACAUAUUUUCAUACAAAGGCGUAUACAGAUUCACAUGCAUUUAUUUUUUUUUUUU